AUGAGAGAUUAAUGAAUUAUUAUAUGAAUCAAUAAACCACUUUAUAAGUAUCUCAAUUAUUUAACUGCAGAUUCUACGGGCACUUGUUGGAAACGAUUGUGGACCAUUUUUACCAGAACUGGGCAUAUUGUAUGGAAUUCUAUCCUAUUUCACCAGUUAACAAAAACCUCGCCAACUUCUAGGAUUUAUGUAAAAUUAUUUACUGAUAAAAAUUUUACCAAGUGAUUAUGGUUUCGACUAUGAUCAUAUUUUACAGAUAAGAUGAAUCACCCUUUAGAUUCUAAAAUUACACUGUUUACCAUAAUAUUGGCAACAUGACAAGUCAAAAUAAACACAGGAUGUGGUUCGUAUCCUGUGUUGAUAUUUCUGGUUGGUGUAGACGUAAGGAGAUACCAACUUUCUUGCAACUGUUACGAAUAUGUAAGCUAUGCAAAAUAAAUAUGUAUCCAACACUUUCGUAAGAUUGGUGUUCAAAUCUCUUUUAUUUAUAUCUUUUUAUAUAACGAAUUAACGUACUCUUAACCUAACCUAAACCCUACUCACUACAAAAACUCAUCCAACCUCACAAUCUCCGUCUCUCCCUUCUCACUUGGUCUAUUUUUGUCCGAAGCCCAGACUUAGAUCUGCAUCAUUGCAGAUCCAAAUCCGGUCACGCAACAGAAUUUUAUUAAUUCCGUGUACAAAAGUGUAUCAAAUUGUGCUAACUUAGUUAUAGAGGAAUUAUUAUUUUUUAUAUAAGCUUGUAGUAAUCUUGAUCAUUCGCUAUAUAUUUCUUUUAUAUGAAUUUAAGAAUCAUGCCAUGCAUUAUGGCUUUGUAGAGCUGGCAAGAUAGAAUAAAUUAAUCAAGAUUUUUUUUUCAUUUAAACGUUUAUAAAUCUAUGACAGCGUGAUAACUUGUCAUUUAAUUUUCGCCGCAUUGCAGACUUCAAGAAUAACUUAAAAACUUAAAAAUAAUUUUAGAUAGAAUAAAUCGCUCCAGAUUUUGGAACAAGUUAGCAGCCUCCAAGUAUAAUUUGAAAUCAUUUUCUGAACUGUUUCGUAACCGUGACAAAACUCAUUUGUAAAAAUGUCAGACAUUAUUACGGUAGGGCAACUUGUUGGAAUGUUUUGGGAAGUUUGGGAACCCGGUGAUGAGUCCCACGUAAAAGAUUUCGCAAAUGCAUUGGAUGAUGACGUCCAAUCCCACCAUGAACGGCAAUUCGAAUUACAUCGUAAUCCUGGCAUCUUAGUGGACAUUUUACUUCGAUGGUUAUCUCGUGAGGGAGAACGUGCAACGAUUGAGUUGCUGCAGGAAAGGCUGAGCAAGGGGAAAGACUCAGUAAGAUACUUCCGAUACAGAGACAGAGACAGAGACACAGACUUCAGAUACCCAAGGGAGAGUUUCUUGAAGGAUUUGAAAGAUACUCUGAGGCGUUCACACCUAGCCCCAAACACAAAGAUCGUCGUAUUAGACCCUGCUUACAGUUCAAAGAUUUGUAGUCCUUUACCAACCCCCUCGUCUUCACAAUCAAUAGAUAGCAAGCAGGAGGAGACAGCACUCAUGGGACGAAAACCUGUUUAUAAUUUCGACAAUGAAUCAUACAUUGUAAUAGGGGGGAGGAACGAUCUUACUACAACUUUUGGAAUUAAAGUAAAUGACACUGAUGGCGGCGAUUUGGAGGGUUACAUCCCUUGGAAAAGGAUCAUUGGACAUGGGCGACCAUAUCGGAAAGUAAGCACAAAAUUGAUCAUCUCCGAAGAAAUGUUAAGCAUUAUGCCAAGAACGGCCAUUAUAUUUUUAUCUCCGCCACGCGACGCGACUUCCACAGAGGAAAAGUAUCGUGCCUGUGAGUUAAAUUGUCUAAACGAAAUACUGAACGAAAUCACUACAAAUUUUGUACACAUCAAGACAUUCAAGAUUGACUGGCUGCGCCAACUAAUUAUUUACGAUAUGAACUUCCCCGUCCUGAAAUUUCUAGCGAAUGCGGAUUCAGUUCUUUGCAAUUUUGUGUUGGACAACCCCCAAAAUAUUGCGGAGGGGAUGAUGUAUCCGAAUGCGUUUCGCUGCCUUGAAGAUCGCACAGAUAGAUACUUUAAACGCUUUCAACAAAUUGGUCCACAGAUUACCUUUUACACAAGAAUAAAAAAUAUGCUAAGCUGGCUUGGUGGAUAUGGUGUAAAAGUUGGUGGUCAAACUGUUAAAGUAGCCUUGUUAGACACGGGUGUUAAUUUGGACAUGUUGCCGGAUCAACGAUGUUUUACUUCAAAAAUGAAGACAGCGAAUGAUGGAAAUUUAGUUGCAUGCGUCGACGACUCCGAUGUUCAACACGGCACCAAAGUGGGAUACAUUUUAUCAAGGACAUGCCACCCUUGUACGAAAAUUUUACCAAUAAAAGUCUUGGACAGCCAAGGCCAAGGCGAUUUGGCUACGAUAACUCGCGGACUACAUCACGCAAAAGAAUAUGACGCACAAAUUAUAAAUUGCAGCUUCAAUUUCAAAGUAACAAACGAGGUUGCGAUACUCUUGAUAACUAACGUCUUUAACGAGUACUACAAUCAAUGUAAUGGGAAAGUGCUUCCUGUUAUAUCCGCUGGAAAUUCGUCCAACCCAGACGUGCUUCCUCCAGGUCAUUUGAAUUCUGUGAUAUCAGUCGGUGCAUUGACGUGGGAUCGCACUUGGUGUGAAUUCAGUAGCGGGAAAUGUGCCGCGGAUGUUGCAACUUUCGGAGAAAAUCUUAUUCUUAGACUAAAUAGGCAGGAACCUUGCACUGAAUUUGGGACUUCUCUCACUGCAUCAGCGGUUUCCGGGUUGCUAACUCGGUUGGUUUCGGAAUGGCCGGAACUUAUUGAAUUUCCUAAAGCUAAGGAACUCCUAGUAGGAAAUGCAGAUAAUGUUGAACAAUGUGCGAGUCACCCUGUAUGCCAAAAAAUGUUAAAUCCUAACCGGGCCUAUACAGGUAAAUCUGCUGAAGCGCGAGUACAUUACCCAGCAGCUAAUGAAUCAGUGGGCUUUGUCGCGGUCGAUUUAAGAGGCGCCUUCCAGGAUAUGUUCGAUCCUUAAAAUGUUUAUGUUCGGUUUGCACAUAAAAUGGUACUUUUGGUAAAUUUUACUAACCAAGUAAAUCAAUUAAAAUAGGAUUGGCUUCACCAGGCUGGUAGAAUGUUAUAGCAUUAAAUUCAAAUGUUCACCUUUAUUUCUUGUGGAUUACAAAAUUGAUACACAAAAUUUGUAACAUAUCUUAUAAAAAUUAUAAUUCAUUACUUGUUUCCAAUAAAUUUUAUCAUUCAUAAAUGAACGGAAAUUCUUGAUAUACGUACACUUAAAAAUAAUUGUCUCCCGUUUUUAAAAAUUAGACUUGUAAAAUUUAGACAUAGGGAUUCCGCGGGUAAUAAUUUAUCACGUUAUUUUAGCUGUACUUCCAAUCCGAGAACUUCAAUUCUACGUCUGAUAUUUGUAUUACCUAUUUAAAUAGUUAAUAAAAUUUUGCAAAUAAAUUCCUCUUAAUCAUUUGCAUGUGACCACAA
This is a messenger RNA of Folsomia candida, 3504 nucleotides long. RefSeq lists its product as uncharacterized. The transcript is spliced from 7 exons. Gene Ontology annotation, biological process: proteolysis. The record is from RefSeq and is a predicted model, not a curated record. Gene Ontology annotation, molecular function: serine-type endopeptidase activity. NCBI's taxonomy places the organism in Eukaryota, Metazoa, Arthropoda, Collembola, Entomobryomorpha, Isotomidae. Bases 1067 to 3040 code for a protein of 657 amino acids.